UGGUUUAAGGGCGUGGUCAAGUAAACAUCGUUGCCAUCUAACCAUCAUGCUAGCCGAAGAAGUCAUGUGUGAAUAACUCUCUUUUCUUAUGGAAUGCCAUUUUGCUUUGUUUUUUAUUAUUAGGGGUUUGUUUUAAGUAAGCACUGUGAUAUAGUAUGGAAACAACAACUUGUGUUUGAGGGUAGCAGUUUUCUUUGCCAAGAGCACCAGUCAGCUUAGCUGUGUCGGUGAACUAGCCUGUAAGCUAGCGCGGCCAUCACUGUUAACCAAACAGACGCCAAGUCAAGCCCACAAGUCGGUGAUUCAGCUUUGGAAAUUUCUGUCAAUACCAUGGAGAAGGCGGAUUUCUUGAAAGGACUUCCAGUCUACAAUAAGAGCAAUUUUAGCAGAUUCCAUGCAGACUCUGUGUGUAAAGCAUCUAAUCGAAGGCCCUCUGUGUACCUUCCAACACGUGAAUACCCCUCUGAACAGAUUAUUGUGACAGAAAAAACCAACAUCCUCCUGCGUUACCUUCACCAGCAGUGGGACAAAAAAAAUGCAGCAAAGAAAAGGGAACAGGAGCAAGGAGAGAGCGACAGUCCGGCACCCCCCAGGAAGAUCGCCAGGACAGAUAGCCAAGAGAUGAAUGAAGAUUCAUAAAAUGUGUGUGUCUCUUUGUGUGUGCGACGGAGAGAGUGUAUGUGUGCUCGCACAUGCAGAGUGUAGCCAAUGUAACCUACCGAAGAGAAAGAAUGCUCCCACCUAAAAGAAAAGUGUUUUUUUUCUGGGCGUAAGCUGUCACCCACAGAGACUGGAGAGCAAAUCAGCUAUCAGCUGUAUGUAUCCUGGAGUCAUCUUCAUGUCUUUAUUGAGAUGACUGGAUAUGGCUGUUGGUGCGGUGGGACCUGUAUUCUUAUGUUUUGUCAGUCUUGACUAUGCCCUGUGUGUGUUAGCAUACAUAUAUGUUUUUGUGUGCGUGCUGAGCUGGGUGUGUAUGGGUAGUGUGUUGUACUGUAUGUGUGUGUGUGUGUGUGUGAGGCGAGCGAAUGGCUGAAGAAGUGAGUCGAUUCAAAAGAGACGCAGACGGGACGGAUAAAGUCAGACACUACUUUUAAAAGCUAUGAUUUGUGUAGCCUUCUGUCGUCCGGACAGUCUGCUGUGAUCUGUGAACCUUUUUGUUACCGUUUUAAUUUUAUUAUUACUUGUUGUGUAUGUAUGGCAAUGAGCUUCCUGCCAGCCACAGUGCCCGCCCUCUCAGUUUCACUGCCCACUGCAACCACGUGGGGGCAUUGCAGCAUUUCUCUGUUUUGAGUCUCCAGAACCAAGAAUGCACUGUGACAAAGAGCACAAAGGAGAGCCAACUCUUCCUGAGUCCCCCCUUAAAUAUGUGUUUAAGGUGAAUACUAAUAUCAGCUUUCUGUUCUUGGAACUGUUUGUAAGAUGAAUAAUGAUGUUUCUGAGAAGCAUUCGUACAUCUACUGAAGCAAGGCGAGUAUAGUAGGAAUUUCUGAGGUUUGGACUCUUUUAGCAAAAUAUGCAAAAGGAAAAAAGAGUCAAUUCUAAAUGGGAAAAUAUUAUUUAAAAAUGCAUUUUCAGCUGCACAACUUCAUAACAGCACAGAUACUGAAGAAAAAUAUCUAAAGUGGCGAGGAAAAGGGAAAGAAUUGCAUUGUGUUGUGUGUAAAUAAUUACAGUACCAGAAUUAGUUUAUCCAAUUGAGUAUGUUUGUGUCUGCCUUUUUGUUAAAUAAAACAUACCUAUGGAUUUAUUAGAAGGAGACCAUUAUUAUAACAAAUGGAAGCGCCCAAAUGGCUUGUGGAUGUAACCUAGCCUUGCAUGUUCACCUUUUCACAGCCGGGUGUUGUUUCAUGACCAGUUCUAAAACCGACGGUGGUUGGGGUGCUGUCUUAUGUGAAUUUAGGAGGUGUCAGCCUAGAGGCCUUACAACGUGUCAUGAACUUGUUUGGACCCCGGCUCAGGGUCCCGUAAGCUGCAUUGUUCACCAUGUCGACUGACAGUCCGAGUGGGUUUUUUCCGAGAGCCUACUUCAAUAAGUAAAGAAGGCUGGAAGGGGCGUUACAUUUCCACAGCCAUAGAACGCACAACAAGCAUGCACAGGAAAGUGCAGUCACCAUCCUGCCUUGUUCCCCACAUUGAGUUUUUACUGGUGUCAGAGACUGCAACGCUGAAUAAAUUAGCUUGUCUUUUUGGUAAAUGUUCUUAUCACUGCCCAGCAGUCGCAUCGAGGCCUCCUGUCCCUUGGUCAGCCAGUGCUGCAGUGUGGGUUGCCGGUGUGGUUCCCACUUACAGCGCACAUGCCCUGUUUUUCAAGCAUAAAAACCACAUUAUGCUUCUGCUCUGAUAGACUGUUGAACUACACCCCGAGCCUUGCCCCCAUCUCAUGUGAUCAAUCAGAUGUUCUUUUUAGCUUUGCUCAAAUAAAACUGGAUUUAAACUGUUCUGGG
Menidia menidia (Atlantic silverside) is the source of this 2444-nucleotide messenger RNA. NCBI's taxonomy places the organism in Eukaryota, Metazoa, Chordata, Actinopteri, Atheriniformes, Atherinopsidae. The record is from the annotation of a GenBank genome assembly.